Messenger RNA from Cavenderia fasciculata, 150 nucleotides. RefSeq lists its product as uncharacterized. The record is from RefSeq and is a predicted model, not a curated record. The coding region runs from base 1 to 150 and encodes 49 amino acids. Lineage: Eukaryota; Evosea; Eumycetozoa; Acytosteliales; Cavenderiaceae. The transcript has a single exon.
AUGACAUAUAUCAGAUCAUUGAUAUUCAGUCAUAUCGAUCAAAUAUUCAAAGUAGAGUAUGACGAAAAGAGAAGUGAUGCAAAUAGAAUUGAUGCAAAGAGAUAUAUGGGUCCAAAGGAAGAGAUAUCAUUCAAUUACCACUUGCAAUGA